GUGACAUUUGACAUUUUAAAUUUGAAUUUCCAGCUGCUAAAAAAACCCAUUCCAAAUUCCAACCAACAACUAACAAAAAUAGUAAAUUUUGGGGCUCAUGAUUUUGAUACAUUAAAAUUAUGAAACCCAAAGUAAGUACCGGCUAUUUGACUCCCCAGGGCAAGAAACCGAAACUUGCAAGCAAAAGACACAAUAUGUCAGUGCGAGAAGAAGAAAAUGAGACCCCAGAAAUCAACUCCCAGCUGGUCCAGGCCCUGCUGCAAAACCCUGAAAAGAAAAAAAUGAUUUUGCAGCUUUUAGCUUUAAACAAGGACGUUAUUGAGAAACACAGCAGUGGAAGCUCUUUGCCAAGUUCAGUUGAUAAGCUAAAAAGUAGAAAGGUUUGUGAAAGCCCUACAGCUUUGAUGAGACGCAGGGCUUUGGAGAAAAUGAACAGUCCAAAUGCAUCAAACAAUAACCUAUUAUCAAGACCCCAUUCAAGUAGCAGCUCCAGUACAUCCUCAGCAACAACCUUAGACAAAGUUCUAGAAGGGGUAAAAGCCUAUGUUGAAAUCAAAGACAGGCACAAUCAAGACAAAUCCCAGGGAGCGAAAGAAAUCCUUAAAUCAAUGGGGGCCACUGUGGUGGACAAACUCAGCAGUGAAGUCACUCACGUAGUAUUCAAAGACGGUUCUUAUAAAACCUUCCAGAUGGCCAAACUGUUAAAGGUGCACAUAGUUUCGAUUUUGUGGGUGGAAUUCAGCAGGAAGACAUUGCAGAGGGCCCAGGAGAAACGGUUUCCUGCUAUCGGCAACGAGUUUGAGGAUGAAACUAUAGUUUGUUCAGUUUUCACUCAAAUAGUCAAGAAACUGGGCAGAUUCGUUGUAGAAGACGAAGUCAGUGAAAAAACGACUCACCUUGUAGCAGGGGAAGCCAAAAGAACUCUAAACAUGCUCAGAGCGAUCGCCAGAGGCUGUUGGGUGCUCAAACACGAAUGGGUACUUCGUUCUUUGGAAGCUGGCAAGUGGCUACCAGAAGAAAACUUCGAGCUAGACGAUUUUUCUCCUGCAGUAAGGCACUGCCGUUUAGAGCGUCAAGCCUUUGGCGAAAACUACGCAAUGGAUGUUUUUGAAUCUUGUCCGCCGAUUUAUGUGAGUUUAGAGACCACGCCUCGGUGUUCCGACUUGCGAGAGUUGAUACGCACAUGCAAAGGCAAAGUUGUUACUAAUCCAAGGAUGGCUAUGAUAAUUGUGGGGCAAUACAUUGACGGGGAACAUGUUUGUGUUACUGAGAAGUGGGUGCUGGAUUGUGUUAACUUUUACGAAAAAAUGGAUUUGGAUGAUUAUUUGAUUGAAGCUGAUAAUAGGAAGAGAAAAAGCUUUGCAGUUUAAUUGAGUUGACUUAGAGAAUUCACAAAUUGCAUUUAUAUACCAUUUUAAGGAGUGUUUAUUAAUUUAUCUGUUUAAUCAUUUGUGUAAAUUCUAUUAUCUAUUUAUUAUUUAUAAUUAAUUUAGUUUUGGAAUAAAAAAUUAUUUUUCCUGUUA
Molecule: messenger RNA, 1523 nt
Organism: Ceutorhynchus assimilis (cabbage seed weevil)
Lineage: Eukaryota; Metazoa; Arthropoda; Insecta; Coleoptera; Curculionidae
Source: the annotation of a GenBank genome assembly